Molecule: messenger RNA, 2677 nt
Organism: Thrips palmi
Lineage: Eukaryota; Metazoa; Arthropoda; Insecta; Thysanoptera; Thripidae
Product: beta-galactosidase
Exons: 10
Coding region: 16-2184 (722 amino acids)
Biological process (GO): carbohydrate metabolic process
Cellular component (GO): vacuole
Molecular function (GO): beta-galactosidase activity
Source: RefSeq, a predicted model, not a curated record
GGCCUCGCUCCGCGCAUGCAGCAGUGUGAGUCGAGACGCGGGACGGGACGGCACGGCUCGGACGGGACGAUACAACGGACGGCCAGGGAUCUGCAGGCUCCGCAGCCAUGGCGUGGGCCCCCGUGUGCGCAGCGGCGGUGCUCGUAUCGCUGGCUCAGCUGGCCCUGCUGGGGGCGCCGGGGUCGGAGCUUCGAGAUCAGCUACGAGCAGGACGCCUUCCUCAAGGACGGCCAGCCCUUCCAGAUGCGGUCGGGCUCCCUGCACUACUUCCGCGUGCCGCGCGUCUACUGGCGGGACCGGCUGCGGAAGCUCAAGCGGGCGGGGCUCAACACCGUGGCCACGUACGUGGAGUGGAGCCUGCACGAGCCCACCCCCAACCAGUUCGACCUGGGCGGCGAGGCCAACCUGCUGCACUUCAUCCAGCUGGCCGAGGAGGAGGGGCUGCUCGUGAACCUGCGCGUCGGCCCCUACAUCUGCGCCGAGCGCGACAUGGGCGGUCUUCCCCCGUGGCUGCUGUCCCUGAAGCCGGACAUCAAGCUGCGCACGCGGGACCCUGUGUUCAUGCACUACACCAAGCGCUGGCUGGACGUGCUCAUGCCGAUGGUCAGGCCCCUGCUGUACGGGAACGGCGGGCCCAUUAUCUUGGUGCAGGUGGAGAACGAGUACGGCAGCUACCCGGCGUGCGACCGGCCCUACCUCAUCUGGCUGCGCGACCUGUUCCGCGGCCACGUCCACGACGCCGCCGUGCUGUAUACGACCGACGGCGCGGGCGCGAGCUACCUCAACUGCGGCAAGAUCCCCGGCGUGUACGCCACCGUGGACUUCGGCUCCUCCAGCGACCCCGCGGCCGCGUUCGCCACGCAGAGGAAGGUGGAGCCCCACGGGCCGCUGGUCAACUCGGAGUACUACACGGGCUGGCUGACGCACUGGGCGGAGAAGGAGCAGACCGUGGCGUCGGGCGACGUGCUCCGAGGCCUGCGCUGGAUGAUGGACAACAACGCCAGCUUCAACUUCUACGUCUUCAUGGGCGGCACCAACUUCGGCUUCACGGCGGGCGCCAACUUCGGCAAGGACUACCAGCCGCAGCUCACGUCGUACGACUACGACGCGCCCCUGUCGGAGGCGGGCGACACCACCCACAAGUACCACGCCAUCCGAGGCCUUAUCCUGCAGUACACGGGCGCGGACGCGAGCCCCAUGCUGCGGGUGUCGCCCAAGCUGUCGUACGGACCCAUCCUGCUGCAGCGCGUGGCUGACAUCCAGGCGCUGGCCACGGGGCCGCCGACGACGGCCACCUACCCCCGCGACUUCGAGGAGCUCCGCCAGGCCUUCGGCUACAUCCUGUACGAGACGCGCGUCCCCGCCGACUACACGCCCAAGAAGGACAACAAAGCCCUCUUCAUGGCGCAGAAGAUCAGGGACCGGGGUGUCGUGUUCGUGGACCAGGCCCGGCGCGGCGUGCUGUGCCGCACCAAGCCGCAGCGUUCCGGGCUGUCGCUGUCCGGGGUGCAGGCGGGCCAGCGGCUGUCCGUGCUGGUGGAGAACCAGGGCCGCAUCAACUACGGCGGCCGCCUCAACGACACCAAGGGCCUGGGCAACGUGACUCUGGACGGCCGCGUUCUCCGCGGCUGGACCAUGACGCAGCUGCCGCUCAACAACCAGACCAAGAUCGACGCCUUGGCGCGCCGGGCCGCGCGUCGCGUGGAGCGCCGCCUGAACGCGGCCGCCAACGCCAACGCCAGCGCCAACGCCGCGCCCCGCGACCCCAAGCAGGACGUCCCCGGCGUGUACCUGGGCCGCUUCGUGCUGCCGCCCGAGUACGCGUUCCCCAGCAGGGAGCGCCUCGAGGAGCACGACGGCCAGCCGCCCCUGCCGGACACCUUCCUGGACACGAGCGGCUGGGGCAAGGGCGUGGUGUUCGUCAACGGCUUCAACCUGGGCCGCUACUGGCCGUCCGUGGGGCCGCAAGUGACGCUGUACGUGCCGGGCCACCUGCUGCACCCGCCGCCCACGCAGAACACGCUGCUCGUGGUGGAGACGGACCGCGCCCCCGAGAUCCCCUACCUCAACCUGGUGGACCGGCCCACGCUCAACGGGGCGGUGUGCGGCACGGGGCCGGGCGGUGCCGCCACCGCGCCGGCGGGGGCGCCGACGAUCGCCGUGUCCAGGGUGUCCUGCUGCUGACGGCGUCAAGAAGACCAUGGCCUCCAAGGUGAAGACGGCUUCCCCCGAGGAGCACCGGCCAACGACCGCCGCGCCGCCCGAGGCUGGGACGUCGUCCGACGGUCCAGAACCUCAACCGCCACCACCGGCCGGCCCGGCCGCGGCGGAGAAGAAGAAGUUCCAGUCGCGGUUCCGCACCCGGCCGCGGUGGACGUGGUGCGACGUGCGGCGGCGCGAGGAGGACCAGAAGGAGCGGCCGCAGCGGCACGAGCAUCUCGCCGUCGCCGCUCGCGGCCCCGUCCUCGCUCAGGGCUUGAGGUCAGGCGUGGCCCUGGGUUCGAAUCUCGCGCCCGGCGUGGACUUUUUACUUUAAGCCGCGAUGACGGGCACGUCGCAGGUUCGCCGGCAGCGGACCGCGGCGCAAUGCGGUGGCGCACGUUGGCGGCUUCCACUGGUGGCCCGCGGGGCAGCACCUCCGCGGCACCGUCCCCGCCCUGGUCCCCGGGGCCGUCAU